CUCUCUCACACACCACAGCUCCAGCAUAUAUACAUAUACACAUGUAUGUUGAUUGAACGAAUCAUUUCUAAUACUAUCGAUCUAUCUAUAUUAUAUAGAUGCACAGACUCUCUGGUAAACACAGCACGAGGACUCGCAAAAGUUGACGCCAAAUAUAUUUAUGAUUUGGGCAGCCACUUAAACUUUUCGCAGAUGCAUACCAUCAAAUGAAUCCAACCAAGAACACGCACUACACACACUACACACGUUGCGUGAGUGAGAGAGGGAAACACAUGAAUUUUGUGAACUAAACUCAAGCAAUCAUUUUUAUUCAUUUCUUUUUCACCUCGCCAGCACAUGGCUUCUUCCCAAGUUUCCUAAAUCCCACUUUUUUUUUUCCUUCCUUCUCACCAUUUUUCAUUUUUGUGUAUGUUUUUCUAAAAAAAUUCUUGAGGUUUCAGCACAUGCCCUCCUCUCAUCACCCACCGGCCAUCUCACCCUCUCUCUGUCUCUACAUUUUCUAUUUGCUCCCGAAACUUGGCCUGUUGUUAUUUGUUUUUUAUUUGACUGAGCAGUCCAAAGAGAUUCUUUCAGAUCUACAGUGAAAAGUUUUUAGGCCGUGGAUGAGCUUCUAGCCUUUUGUUGUUCUUCAAGCACUCCAGUUCCCAUAAAUUUUUAUCAAAAAGGCAUCAAAACACCGAUAAGGCUGAAAUAGAUAAAGAAAAGAAGAAGAUGUUGAUUCUUGAUAGAACUACAUUAUUGAAUUAGUGAAGAAAAGAGUAGUUGUUGAGAGAGAAUCAUAGACAAGAAUGGGGUGUGAGAUGGAGAGUGAUCAACCCGAGGAUUUGGACGUCGUGCUCACUUCAAUGUGGCCGGAAGACAUGAAUGAAGCAGGGAGGCAGUUCAACGUGGAGAGGCCCGGAGCAGAUCAAGACAUGUUGGAGGAGGUCACCAUCAACAAAGAGCCUAACAUAGUCGAUUUUCAGAGGCUGAUGGAGCUGACAAACUAUAGUGACAAAGGCAACUGGCAGCUGGCCAAGUUGGUGAAGAAUUGGGAGUUCAAGCAGGCGAAUGUUGUGCGCCUCCUGAAGGAGGAGCUCGACCAGCUCAGCAAGCAGCAGCAGGAAGUGGAGCUCAAGAAGCUCGAGAUUUUGGAGGAGCAUCGCUUUGAGAAGGAUGGAUAUGGUGGCGACAAGCGUCCCAUCUCCAUUCUUGAUGAGAACCUGAGGUAUUUGUAUCAAGAUGCUCCUAAGAGGAGGAAAGAUGUGGUCUCCCAAGGCGAGAUUGUGGCUAUAGACGCAGAGUAUGACAGCGUUGUGUACUGGAAACAGCGAGCAAUGCAUCUUGAGAAGCUUCUAGAAGCUAGCCUCCAGAGGGAGCAAGUGUUGGUGGAGAAGUUGCAAGAGAGUAUAGAGAAUUUGGAGAGGCAGUCGACUCCUGUGGAGGAGCUGUCUCAGGUUUUGAAGAGAGCCGAUAACUUCCUGCAUUUCGUCCUCCAAAAUGCUCCUGUUGUUAUAGGCCAUCAGGAUAAGGAUAUGCGGUAUAGGUUCAUCUUCAAUCAUUUCCCGAGUUUGGGAGAGCAGGAUAUCAUAGGCAAAACGGAUGUGGAGAUCUUCACUGGCGCUGGCGUGAAGGAGUCUCAAGACUUCAAGAUGGAGGUUCUUGAACGCGGAUUGCCUGCAAAGAGGGAGAUCACGUUUGAAACAGAGCUGUUUGGUUCAAAGACAUUCUUGAUCUAUGUGGAACCUGUUUUCAGCAAGGCUGGAGAGACCAUUGGUGUAAAUUACAUGGGGAUGGAAGUUACUGAUCAGGUGAGGAAAAGGGAGAAGAUGGCGAAACUUAGAGAGGAAAUUGCUGUGCAGAAGGCCAAGGAGACAGAGCUUAACAAGACCAUCCAUAUCACAGAGGAGACAAUGCGCGCAAAACAAAUGCUGGCAACAAUGUCACAUGAGAUAAGAUCUCCUCUCUCCGGAGUUGUGAGCAUGACCGAGAUUCUUGCAACCACUAACCUCGAUAAAGAGCAAAGGCAGCUGUUGAAAGUGAUGUUGUCUUCUGGAGAUUUGGUUCUCCAACUGAUCAACGACAUCCUCGAUCUCUCCAAGGUGGAGUCAGGAGUUAUGAAAUUGGAGGCGACCAAGUUUAGACCGAGAGAGGUAGUGAAGCAUGUGCUGCAAACAGCAGCAGCAUCACUACAGAAAUUACUGACAUUAGAAGGUCAUGUAGCAGAAGAUGUUCCCAUUGAGGUUAUCGGAGAUGUCCUAAGGAUUCGACAAAUUCUUACCAACUUGAUCAGUAAUGCCAUCAAAUUCACUCAUGAAGGAAAAGUUGGAAUAAAUCUGUAUGUGGUUCCGGAGCCAAGCAAUGUAGCCGAGCAAGGCUCAGAGAAGAAUUCUCGAGAUCAGUCAACUGCUUCAGCCAACACUAAUGGACAUGCUAAUGAUAAUAGUGCCUCUUGUGAAGAACCCGAGCUCAACAAUACGCCUUGUGAUCAAGAUGGUGAUCAAAUGGAUGAGGACAAAGAGAGUCGAACAAAGCCUGAAGAACGAGUAGUGUGGAUCCGGUGUGAUGUCUACGACACUGGCAUUGGAAUACCUGAGCAUGCUAUGUCGACUCUGUUCAAGAAAUACAUGCAAGUUGGGGCGGAUACAGCUCGAAAGUAUGGUGGGACAGGACUAGGCCUUGCAAUCUGUAAACAACUGGUUGAGCUUAUGGGAGGCUAUCUGACUGUGACCAGUGUCGAGCAUCACGGGUCUACUUUCACAUUCGUGCUGCCUUAUAAGGUGUCGUCAGUCUCUGAUUCUGAUGACACAGACGAACUGUCUGAUACAGACCACCAAGAUGUCCCAGGCGAUGAUGGCUAUGACGAUGAUCUAAAUUCAGGGGUGUUCCUGUUCCAGCCCCGGACUUUGGGCACUUUGUUCUCUUCCCAAAUGAAUGGAAGGAUUCCAAAGCUCUUGCCAAAUAGUUAUGGAAACAACUGCAAUGGUUUGCUUGAGGACUGCCCUUCGCCUUCUAGUAACAUUGCAAGCAACGAGAGCGCCUCAGAAGAAGGCUCUAAUUCGAGUGCUGGUGCAAUGCUUGAAAUCCAGCAUGCUAGCAGUAGUAAAUCAGGUGCAGAACAAGAACAAGAACAAGAUCAAGGCCGUUUUCAUUGUACAGCUCAAGAGACGAUCUCUGAAUGCUCUUCCACAGAGAGAAGUGGAGCUGAGACGAAACACAAGAUCCUGCUGGUUGAGGACAACAAGAUCAAUAUCAUGGUAGCCAAAUCUAUGAUGAAACAGUUGGGCCAUACCAUUGAUGUCGUCUCCAAUGGAGCAGAAGCUGUGCGUGCAGUUCAACGCACCACUUACCAUCUCAUUCUAAUGGAUGUAUGCAUGCCGGUUAUGGAUGGUCUUGAAGCUACAAGAUUGAUCCGAUCUUUUGAGGAAACGGGGAGCUGGGAAGAGGCUGUGAAGGCCGGAGUGGAGAUGGAGACGACGUCUUGCUCAACUUCUCAUCUAGAGAAAACAAGAAAGAGGGUUCCUAUCAUUGCGAUGACAGCGAACACAGAAUCAGAAAGCGCAGACGAAUGCUAUGCAAAUGGUAUGGACUCGUUUGUGUCGAAGCCUAUUGCUUUGCAAACCUUGAAACAAUGCCUGCAGAGCUAUUUGGUUUGAAAUAUGCAAGAUUUGUACAGAAAAGUUAGGAAAGUUUUGACAUAUCCAUCCAUGUAUAGCCCUCUUCUGUUUCCUCAUUAGUGUUUAGCAUCUCUGCAUUGUGCCAAGUUUGUUUGUAUGUGAAAAAUUUGAGUGGUAUAUAUUGGGAAUUGCUUCUCC
This is a messenger RNA of Salvia miltiorrhiza (redroot sage), 3794 nucleotides long. Its product is annotated as histidine kinase 5-like. The transcript has 13 exons. Gene Ontology annotation, molecular function: phosphorelay sensor kinase activity; histidine phosphotransfer kinase activity. The record is from RefSeq and is a predicted model, not a curated record. The coding region runs from base 789 to 3635 and encodes 948 amino acids. Lineage: Eukaryota; Viridiplantae; Streptophyta; Magnoliopsida; Lamiales; Lamiaceae. Gene Ontology annotation, biological process: protein autophosphorylation; phosphorelay signal transduction system.